Boleophthalmus pectinirostris (great blue-spotted mudskipper) is the source of this 1109-nucleotide messenger RNA. It is a transcript of the gene egfl7, whose product is annotated as EGF-like-domain, multiple 7. Gene Ontology annotation, molecular function: calcium ion binding; signaling receptor binding. Gene Ontology annotation, cellular component: extracellular region; cell surface. Bases 251 to 799 code for a protein of 182 amino acids. NCBI's taxonomy places the organism in Eukaryota, Metazoa, Chordata, Actinopteri, Gobiiformes, Gobiidae. The record is from RefSeq and is a predicted model, not a curated record. The transcript is spliced from 6 exons. Gene Ontology annotation, biological process: anatomical structure development.
AGCAUGCAAUGAUCUGUAUAAUGUAAUUCCACUGCAUUUAUGAAAAACAGCUCAAAAGUACACUUAAAUUUCUGGAUUACAACAAAUACUUUUGUAUGUUUUUCAUUUCAUUAUCAGAACAGUAUACUCUACGGCAUACAAGGUGGUGACCAGAUUAACACCUUACUCACAUUUCUACCCAGAAUGCUGUCCAGGUUGGAAAAGGUUUCAUUCCCACAACUGUAAUCAAGCUUUGUGUGCACAAAAUUGCAUGAAUGGUGGUACGUGUUAUAAACCCAACCACUGUGCCUGUCCAUUGGGUUGGAGAGGCUACCAGUGUCAAACAGAUGUGAAUGAGUGCAGUGAACAGCGGCCCUGUGCUCACAAGUGCGUGAACACCGCGGGCAGCUAUCGGUGUGAGUGCAGAGACGGAUUCAGGUUGAUAGGAGACGGCCGUUCCUGUCAAAGCCUUCCUCCUCUUCCUCCUCCUCUUCCUCCAUCUCCCUCCCAGCCUGCUGUGGGUGGUCACUCUCAUACGGAUGAAAGACUUAACCUGGUGGAAAAUGUUACAGAAGAAGUACAAAAUCUUAGAAACAGAGUGGAGCUUUUAGAAAAGACUCUACAGAUGGUACUGACCCCCUACAACAGUAUCUUCCCACUGUCUGCAGAAGAGGGCUCGUCAGGGAAAACCACAUUAUUGUCAUACUCAUUUCAGCAACUUGAUCGCAUUGACUCUUUGAGUGAGCAGAUUGGCUUCCUGGAGGAGAGACUCGGUACAUGUUCCUGCCAGGAGGACCAACGAACCUCUCCAAUCAAGUGAAGAUGAUCUCUGUUUGUCAUCAAUGCAAUAAAUAAUCAAUACAACUUGUGAUACACUUUGUAAUCAACAUUACAUCUAGGACCACUGAUCUCUGCUUCUAAAACAGUACUUAUAGAUGGAGGUCAAACAAACCACUGUGUUUUCAAUGUCAUUGGUACAGCUGUGUUUACUUUUAGGCACUAAAAUGUCCAGGGGAGACGGAGGCACCUGUUUUAUCUAUUUAAAUUAUGAUUACCUGUAGUUACUACUCAUUGCACCAACUUUUGUACCUAUUUUUGUGAUACAUUUUGUAAUAAAAUCAUCAAUCAGA